Messenger RNA from Nymphaea colorata (pocket water lily), 2007 nucleotides. RefSeq names its product probable aquaporin NIP5-1. Lineage: Eukaryota; Viridiplantae; Streptophyta; Magnoliopsida; Nymphaeales; Nymphaeaceae. Gene Ontology annotation, molecular function: channel activity. Gene Ontology annotation, cellular component: membrane. The coding region runs from base 850 to 1752 and encodes 300 amino acids. Gene Ontology annotation, biological process: transmembrane transport. The transcript is spliced from 4 exons. The record is from RefSeq and is a predicted model, not a curated record.
CAACACUUGCGCGUAUCUCCAUCAGACUUACCAUCUCUCCUUCCAUUCCGUUCUCUUCCGAUCCCGUCGCCUGAGUUCCUCUGCCGGUGCACUGGUCGCCGGUGCUGCUGAUCUUGAAGUAAGGCUGUAUUUGUUCAUUCACCAUUCUCAACAUCUAUCCUUUCUUCUCCAUCCACCUUCUUCUUGUUGGUCUUUCUUUCUGUUCUGAGUGGAUUCAGUCGUCUUUCUCUCAAGAAUUACGUUCCUGUUUUGGUGUUACAGUUGUAGUUGGUAAGCUGGAUCUUCUUCUUCAUCUUGUUCCUUAGAAAAACCUCUAAAAAAAUCUCCCAAUUAUGUAAGUUGGUCUUUGUUUUGCUCCCUCACCUUCAAGAAAAAAAACCCAAAAAAGAUAUUUUCUUUAGUACUUUUAUGUGUUAAGCAAUUUGCUUCUGUUGCACUAAAUCUGGAUUUGCUCUUUUUUGACAUUCCUUAGUGAAAUCUUUAUAAAAGCCUAAAAAUCAUGUAAUUAGUCUCUCGUUCUUCUUCUUGUUCUAUCCCCAGGAAAGGAAAAAAAAAUUUGAAAAAACAGCAAAAAAAAGAAAAAAAAAAGGAAAAUCCACACCCGUUACAUGAUCGUGGUUUUACUAUAGCAAAAACUUUAUAAAACCCACCGAAUCAUGUAAUUUCAUACUUACCUUCAAAGUCUGUUCUCCAAAAACCAAAAAACAAAAAAAUAGAAAACCAAAAAACAAAAAAAUGGUAUCCUAGUCUCUCUCUUCUAGUUCUUCGUCCUCGUUCGUUUACAGAGAUCGAACUCCAAUCCAUAAAAACCCCACAAAAAAAAGGAAAAAAAAAACCAAGGUUACAUCCAUGGAGAGAACGCCGGAACCCGAGAACGUGACGCCGGCGGCAUCCCCUGCUCCGACGACUCCGGGAACACCAGGCGCCCCGCUCUUCUCAUCUAUCAGGGUGGACUCGCUGUCCUACGACCGGAAGUCGCUGCCGCACUGCAAGUGCUUCUUCCCCGGUGGCUGGACUUCCAACCACAGCUGCUUCACCGACUUCCCCACGCCCACCGUCUCUCUUACCAGAAAGCUGGGUGCCGAGUUCGUUGGCACGUUGAUCCUCAUCUUCUUCGCGACGGCCGCGCCGAUUGUGAACGAGAAGUACAAUGGCGUGGAGACGCUGAUCGGCAACGCGGGGUGCUCGGCGCUGGCGGUGAUGAUCGUCAUUCUGUCGACGGGGCACAUCUCCGGCGCCCACCUGAACCCGGCGGUCACCAUCGGCUUCGCCUCGUUCCGGCACUUCCCGUGGGGCCAGGUGCCCGCCUACAUCGCGGCGCAGGUGUCGGCGUCCAUUUGCGCCGGCUUCCUGCUCAAGGGAGUCUUCCACCCCUUCCUCCACGGCGGGGUGACCGUGCCGUCCGGCCCCUACUGGCAGUCCUUCAUGUUGGAGUUCAUCAUUUCCUUCAACCUCAUGUUCGUCGUCACAGCCGUCGCAACCGACACGCGUGCUGUAGGGGAGCUCGCUGGGAUUGCAGUGGGAGCAACCGUCAUGCUCAACAUAAUGGUUGCCGGGCCAGGAAGUGGUGGAUCAAUGAACCCAGUGAGGACUCUGGGCCCUGCCAUAGCAACAGGAAACUACAAUGGCAUCUGGAUCUACCUGAUUGCUCCGCCCAUCGGGACCGUACUGGGUGCCGCCACCUACACCACCGUCCGCCUUCGCGACGACGAGAUCGAGCCAGCUCGCCCGGUCCGCAGUUUCCGCCGCUAAUCGUCUUCCCUUAGACUACUGCUAGUAAGAAUAAGCAUGGUGUGUAAUAAUCUGGCAUGUCUAAUGCUUAUGACACAGUGAUGGCGUGUUGUCUGCUUUUUUCCUUUGGUGCUUCGUUCUGAAUAAUGUUAGGCCUUGGACCGAUCUCUUUAGUUCAGCCAUGGCAUGUGAAGACUCUUGUGCUGUGAAUCUGUAGCAGCAUGAUCGGUUAUGUUUAAUUUUAAUGAAAGCAUCUUUGCUUGGAGUUUAACUUAA